Molecule: messenger RNA, 2090 nt
Organism: Electrophorus electricus (electric eel)
Lineage: Eukaryota; Metazoa; Chordata; Actinopteri; Gymnotiformes; Gymnotidae
Product: keratin, type I cytoskeletal 18-like
Cellular component (GO): cytoskeleton
Molecular function (GO): structural molecule activity
Source: RefSeq, a predicted model, not a curated record
UCCUGCCACACCUGCGCAGGUAGGAGAUCUGGCAACUCUCUCCGCUUAGCCUGAACGCUCAUCCCCAUAUCAUGUCGCUAGACGUGAGAACGUUUUCCAGCUCCAACGGCUAUGGCACCCGCGGCCCGGGCCAGAUGGGUAACGUGGCCGUCGGCUCGCGCAUCUCCGUGGCGAGCUUUCCGAAUCUUCCCGGUGCGGGGCAUCCGUAUUCCCAAGCGCAAAGCAGCACCGUGCCCUUAUCUACGGCCGAUGGCAAAGAGACCAUGAGAAGUCUCAACGAUCGUCUGGCGGGAUACCUGGCGAAGGUGCGAUCACUGGAAGAGUCGAACAGUAAACUGGAGGCUCAGAUUAAACAGGCUUUGACGGAACGAGGCGCCGCUACUUAUGGAGACUGGAGUGCGUACGAAAAGACACUCGCAGGCAUGAAGGAACAGCUCGAGGACCUGACCAUGGACAACGCUCGGCUCAUGUUACAGAUCGAUAAUGCCAGGCUGGCCGCCGACGACUUUAAAGUCAAGUUUGAAACAGAGAAUGCUGUGCACCAGGCGGUGACCGCAGACAUCGCUAACCUCCGAAAGGUGAUCAGCAACACCAACAUGAGCCGUAUGCAGCUUGAGGGUGAGGUGGAGUCUCUGAAGGAGGAGCUGGACUUUCUUCACAAGAGUCACGAAGAGGAGAAGCAGAACCUGAUGGGGCAGAUCAAAGCCUCCAGCAUUGAUGUUCAGAUGGACGCACCCAAGGGCAAUGACCUCAGCGAGGUCAUUACCAACAUACGCCGACAGUACGAAAGCGCUGUGCAAAAGAACCAGGAGGACUCAGAGGCCUGGUUCAAAACCAAGGUGGAAAACUUCUCAGCUGAGGUUAUGAGUAGCACGGAGACUCUCCAGGAGGACAGAGGUCAGCUGAAUGACCUGCGGAGGCACCACCAGGUCCUGGAGAUCGACCUGGAGGCACUGCACAGCAUGAAUCGCUCCUUGGAAGAGACCCUGAGGGCCACAGUGGAGCGUUACGCACGGGAGGUGACGCUUCACAAUGGCACUAUCCAGCAGCUGGAGGCGGAGCUAGGGGAGGUGCGUGCCCAGGUGACAAGGCAGAGGGCAGAGUAUCAGGCUCUUCUCAGCAUCAAGAUUAAACUGCAGGAGGAGAUCAGCACCUAUCAGCGCCUGCUGGAAGGGACAGGUGUAGCUGAUGGAGGUGGCAAAGUCCAGGGAACCAGCGCACGUGAAGACGUCAAAGACAAGGGUGCAGGUGCACGCGAUGAUGACAAAAUAAAGGGUGCUGGUGCACGGGAAGAUAUCAAAGACAAGGGUGCUGGUGCACGUGAUGAUGACAAAAUAAAGGGUGCUGGUGCACGUGAUGAUGUCAAAGACAAGGGUGCUGGUGCACGCGAUGAUGACAAAAUAAAGGGUGCUGGUGCACGGGAAGAUAUCAAAGACAAGGGUGCUGGUGCACGUGAUGAUGACAAAAUAAAGGGUGCUGGUGCACGUGAUGAUGUCAAAGACAAGGGUGCUGGUGCACGUGACGAUGUCAAACACAAGGUUGAUGGCACACAUGAUAAUAUUGAAAAUAAAGGCAUGGGUGCAUAUGAAGACAUCGAGAAUACCAGUUUGCCCAAGUAUGAUGACGACAGUGUGGAGUUUUCAUUAGAGCAAGCUCUGUAUGCCGUGCCCCCCGGCCUAACUCCUGAGAGCGACAUUGCGAUAAGUGAGGAAACUGCGGAUGUGGAUGCGGUCCCACGGUGUGAGCUGGAGCUGCUGAGCGCUCCCACUCCUGUAGUCACGGUGAGGCCGGGAGGAGACGAGCAGAAAGAAGAACCAGCCGGAAAUGAGGAGGAACCCCUGAAACCCAGCACGGACCUAGACGGAGAAGUACAGGAGAGACAGGAAGAGGUGUGACAGGAAGGGGCAGAGGCGGCGCCUUCACUGAGUGAGGAAUGAUGGCCACAGCCCUGCAUUCCAUUCCACAGCCUUCGUACUGGAAGGGAAGGUCUUUGAUUUGUGGCUAAGAACAAACCAGUAAUCUGUGUCUCUCUUUCUGCAUACCUUCAUGUAACAUCUCCUGUGUGAUGUAAUAAAGCAAUUACCAUUUAA